AUGGAGAGCGCCCGGAGGACACUCAGCUCCCGCAGCAUCUCUCCCACCCUCCUUAACACCUCCACUUCGAGGCUCCAGACCUGGACGUCAGACUUGCAGACCCACAGGCGGAUCCACAUCCCUUCCCUUCUUUCAAGAGACACCCAGCCCUCUGCUGCCCUCCUCCCGCCCCUGCGGCCCGCGCUCGGCGGGUACCGCGCCCUGAAGGUGCUGCACGGUGCAGCGUCGAGCAUCCUCGCCUAGGUCCUUUCUGCUCUCUGUCCCUCUUCCGCUCCCUCCAUCACACCUGCUUGUCCUCUUUGCCUCUGUUUCCCAGAAUCGUCAAGUCCCCAACCCGGCUGGCGCCACAUUAGCAACUCGCGCUUCCCGGUCCCCGUGCGUUCCCACGCGCCCGGUCUCUCCCACGGCCAUGAGCUCCCCCAUCAGCAAGAGCCGCUCCCUGGCCGCCUUCCUACAGCAGCUGCGCUGCCUGGGACAGCCCCCCAGGCCCGUGACAUCGACGGCGUGCGCGCCCCCUCGGCCGCGGAAGGUGCCCCUCUGCCCGCUAAGGGAACGUGGAGAGGCGCAGAACGCUGCCGCCCUGCCCGGCCCUACCAACUGGCCACUGCUGGGCAGCCUGCUGGAAAUUCUCUGGAAAGGGGGGCUCAAGAAACAGCACGACACGCUGGCGGAGUACCACAAAAAGUACGGCCAGAUUUUCCGCAUGAAGUUGGGUUCCUUCGACUCGGUGCACCUGGGCUCGCCGUACCUGCUGGAAGCGCUGUACCGCACCGAGAGCGCGUACCCCCAGCGGCUGGAGAUCAAACCCUGGAAGGCCUAUCGCGACUAUCGCAAGGAGGGCUACGGGCUUCUGAUCCUGGAAGGAGAAGACUGGCAGCGGGUCCGGAGUGCCUUUCAAAAGAAACUCAUGAAACCAGUGGAAAUUAUGAAGCUGGACAACAAAAUCAAUGAGGUCUUGGCUGAUUUUAUGGGUAGAAUAGAUGAGCUCUGUGACGAGAGAGGCCACAUCGAGGACCUUUACAGUGAACUGAACAAAUGGUCAUUUGAAAGCAUCUGCCUGGUACUCUAUGAGAAGAGAUUCGGGCUCCUUCAGAAGAACGCAGGGGAUGAAGCUUUGAACUUCAUCAUGGCCAUCAAAACAAUGAUGAGCACCUUUGGGAGGAUGAUGGUCACCCCGGUUGAGCUGCACAAGAGCCUCAACACCAGGGUCUGGCAGGCCCACACGCUGGCCUGGGACACCAUUUUCCAAUCAGUCAAAUCUUGUGUCAACCACCGGUUAGAAAAAUACAGCGAGCAGCCUGGUACGGAUUUCCUUUGUGACAUUUAUCACCACAAUCGGCUUUCAAAGAAAGAACUGUACGCUGCCGUCACUGAGCUCCAGCUGGCCGCGGUAGAAACGACAGCGAACAGCUUAAUGUGGAUUCUCUACAAUUUAUCCCGUAAUCCCCACGUGCAACAAAAGCUUCUUAAGGAAAUUCAGAGUGUAUUGCCUGAGACUCAGAUGCCACGGGCAGAGGAUUUGAGGAACAUGCCAUAUUUAAAAGCCUGUCUGAAAGAAUCCAUGCGGCUUACCCCAAGUGUGCCAUUUACAACUAGGACUCUUGACAAAGCAACGGUUCUGGGUGAAUAUGCUUUACCCAAAGGAACAGUGUUGAUGCUGAAUACCCAGGUGCUGGGGUCCAAUGAAGAAAAUUUUGAAGAUUCAAGUCAGUUUAGACCCGAACGAUGGCUUCAAGAUAAAAAGAUCAACCCAUUCGCACAUCUCCCGUUUGGCAUCGGGAAAAGAAUGUGCAUCGGUCGCCGGUUAGCCGAGCUCCAGCUCCACUUGGCUCUUUGCUGGAUUGUGCGCAAGUAUGACGUCGUGGCCACGGACAACGAGCCCGUGGACAUGCUGCACUUGGGCAUCCUGGUGCCGAGCCGGGAGCUCCCCAUUGCUUUCUGCCAGCGAUAAGAGGCCUCAGAUUUUUUUCUACCAAGACCUGGAGCAAAGGCUUUGUUCCUCCCAGAAAGGAUGGUGCUUAUGGCUCUUCUGCAUUACUCGGAAGCCAACGUUAAAAGCCAGAGCAUGAAACAGCACCUGAAGAACCCUGAGGCACAGGUGUUUAUAUUCUGUCUCCUGUACAAUUGUUCCAGAAGCAGUACUGUCUGUACAGAUCAUGGUAUUUAUUAAGACUGUAUCUGACUCAGGGAUGCGGAUUAAGUGUUGGAAUACCCAGAAUUUGCAGGGUACACCGCUAGCUUACACGUAACCGAUGUCAGUGCCACCCUGACCUGCACAGAACGGCCUGUGCUCUUGUUUCCUCUUGCAUUUUCCAUGACGUCAUAGGGAGGUUGGGCACUUGUCAGUUAGUCAGGUAAAAGUCUCUGAAUAUUUCUGUCCCUGCCCUACCAAAUUCACUGCUUGAAUUUGUUGUUGUUGUUGUUUUUUCAAUUCACCGCUUGAAUCUUUUGUUCUCAAAUGUAAGUUUCUAUUUAUUCCACAAUGAAAGUCCUACCACAGCUAAAUUGUCUGGAGUUUGCAGUAACAUCAACAAUCCAUUUAGUGUAACUCUGUUUAAUGCAAGUAUUUGGAAAAAUACUUGCAUAAUAAUGGAAGCAAAGCUAAAUGUUGGUGGAAGUUAUCAGGUCCCUGUGACGUUCCACUUUUCCUGUUUUGAAAUAGAAACAUUGUUGGGAAAUGAGAGAAUACCUCUAUUUCAAGAAGUACUUCAAUGAAGUCGAAACCUCUUAUCUAAGAAUACUUUAAUCAUUUACUGUGGCAUCAUUUUGUUAAAGGACCUGAAAGUCUUUGUUUAGUUAAUAUAUUUCCUCUAUGGCAUUAAGAAGUGGACCAACAGUUUUUAAAUUGUAUACUUAUGUGUGUGUAUUCUAACGGCAAUUUGCUUAAGUCGUUUUUUAAAAUACAUAUGGUAUUUGAUUUAGGAUCUUUGGUUUAGGGCAAUGUUCUAAAGUUUAGUCACAGUUUUAAAAUAUUCAGUGACUUUUCGUAUCUUAAUCUAUAAAAUAGGACAGUAGUGAAGUGUGUAUACAUUAUAGGUUAACCAUAUAAGCUGUGUUACGUGACUUGAACUCCUUGGGGAGAUACGAUUGCAUAAGUGGAAAAUGCUAAAGAUUUAUGUAAUACUUAUAAAACUUUCUUUAAAAAUUGUGUUUACAUGUAGUUUAUUUACACACUUUUUUACUACUAUUUUUCCUACGAGCAUACUUUGUAUUCCCGUAUAUUUGAUAGUUCCCUUUUUAGGUUAUAUUUUUAGAAUAUUUCAGAAGUACACAUUUAUAGCUUCAUAUUUGAAUAAAUAUGUACAUAUUGCUAAAAUGAGUAUAUGCUUUC
Molecule: messenger RNA, 3331 nt
Organism: Rhinolophus ferrumequinum (greater horseshoe bat)
Lineage: Eukaryota; Metazoa; Chordata; Mammalia; Chiroptera; Rhinolophidae
Product: 1,25-dihydroxyvitamin D(3) 24-hydroxylase, mitochondrial
Exons: 12
Coding region: 410-1951 (513 amino acids)
Biological process (GO): cellular response to peptide hormone stimulus; cholesterol metabolic process; C21-steroid hormone biosynthetic process
Cellular component (GO): mitochondrial inner membrane
Molecular function (GO): oxidoreductase activity, acting on paired donors, with incorporation or reduction of molecular oxygen; monooxygenase activity; iron ion binding
Source: RefSeq, a predicted model, not a curated record